AUGAGUAAUAUAUCUUCUCUGGUUCCAGAUCUCGUGGUUGCGGGCCAUCGCGGAUAUAAGGCCAAGUUCACCGAGAAUACUCUCUAUGGUUUUUCCAAGUGUUAUGAGUCAGGAGCCACCAAUAUCGAGACCGAUGUGUUUUUGACCAAGGACAACGAGGUGGUAAUAUCGCACGAUGUGAACACAAAACGUGUGUUUGUGGAACCAGAUGGAACACCUGCUGACCACAAUAUCUUGCACUCCAAUUUUGACGAAUUGAAAGAUUUGAGAACUAAAACUGGUGAGAAGCUUUUGAGGUUUCGUGAUGUUCUAGAAUGGUUCGUCACGUUCAUAGAAACCAAAGGAGAUCAUAAAGAGUACAAAAUCAUGUUGGACAUUAAACGGCUUAAUCCUCCUAAGAUUCUCCGGUACUUGUGGUUGAAUAUCCUUGAAGUGAAAAACGAUAUCAACUAUUGGCUUCCACGCAUCCAAUUAGGGGUCUGGGAUCUCACUAUGGUCAAGUAUUUGAACCAGCACCAGUUUUUCCAGAAAACUUUUCACGAUGCAAAAAGUCAAGUUAAUCUCUUUCAUGUCUCAGUAUCCUGGAAAGACUCCUUACACUAUAUUGCGUUCAAUGAGUACCUCGAUCAACAGCCAGACGAUAGAAUCAAACUCAAAGUGACCGGCAUUUCGAUAUUGUAUUUACUGACAUGGAACACCGACUUUGUCUUGAAGUUUGUUCCCUUACUUCGAAAGUACAACAUGGGUCUCUAUUCAUGGACCGUGAACACCAAAGAACAAUUACAGUACGUUUUGGCUUUGCAAAAGGCUUAUAGAUUGCCCGAAAUGGGUGUGAUUUCCGACGAUCCAGCAAAGAUGGUUGAUUUCGUUUCCGAGCAACAAGAAAGGCUCGAAUCAAUAGACGAUUCGACAUCGCUUCUAAAGGAAAAAAGCCCACACUACAAAGUCAAAAUCUCACUUUGGCAGAAAACGGUUAGCGGUUUAUUUCUGCUUUUCAUUAGGCUCGCCGGAGCGAAAAGAAUUACGAGUGACGACCUAGUAUUCGACAAACCAGUCGAUGAAAAUCAUGUGAGGCCUGUGAAGCUUAGCAAGAUGGGCAUAUGGAUAUUUCAAACCUGCCAGAGAUUUGGCAUUUUCUAG
Messenger RNA from Meyerozyma guilliermondii ATCC 6260, 1140 nucleotides. RefSeq names its product phosphatidylglycerol phospholipase. Bases 1 to 1140 code for a protein of 379 amino acids. Gene Ontology annotation, molecular function: phosphoric diester hydrolase activity. The transcript has a single exon. Lineage: Eukaryota; Fungi; Ascomycota; Pichiomycetes; Serinales; Debaryomycetaceae. The record is from RefSeq and is a predicted model, not a curated record. Gene Ontology annotation, biological process: lipid metabolic process.